UUAACCAACAGAAAGCAGAAUUCUUUUGAACAUUUUGUUGUUGUUCUAUAAAUAAAAAGUCGUAAUUGUGUGACACUCGGCAGUAGUUAAUUUAAUUUUGAUUAGAUUCGAAUCAUUUGUUAUCAUUUAUUUAAAGAGCGGUUAGCACUCACAACAAAGCGAGUGCUUCACCAUUGUUUGCUGACACAUUCGUCCAAUGUAGAGCCCUCAAAAGUGGCAGGUAGUGUUUAUUAUAUAAAUUAUGUGGAUCUAAAUUGUUAAGUACUCUACAAAAGGAAUUACAGUUGUUUUUUCAAUUUCUAAUAAGGUUUGACAGCCUGAUGAUGCCUAAGGUUCCAGAACCGAUUUUGGAGUUCCUGAAAUGUGAAGUGUGUUCAUGCUGGUUAUCCUGCGGUCCCGUACUGGUCCUGCCGUCUUUCAAAAGCAUUUGCGGUCGUUGUAGUAACAACGCCAAUAUCCUGCAAUUGGGUCCUCAAAGUAAAUUAAGGCAUGUCACCUACGAGCUACUGGCUAGUUUUUACAAAUUCCCUUGCAUCUACUGGAGCAAGCACUGUCCAGGUUAUCUCGACUGGGACGAUUCGACAAAACACGAAGAUAACUGCCUUUACGGCACCACCGUUAUAAAAUACUGCGCCAAACCCCAACUCAUGUUCAAACAGGAAAGAAAAUUGAAUUUGGCAGAGGACAUAACGUUGUAUGACAUUCCCGACAAUCUUCUGGAACAGUUGAAGUGCUAUUUAUGUGAAGGAUAUUUGUCUUGCAACCCCAUAGUUAUCACGGGGGAUGGAAAAAAUAUCUGCCAUAGAUGUGUGACAACCCAUGGGGUUCCAGAAGGGAGAGUUUGGCGUCAUACAGCCUUUGAGAUUCUUUUGGAAACGUUCAUCUUUCCGUGCAUCUACAAAUUUAGGGGAUGCACCAUCAGGUAUAGAUUUGGUGAACAAAUGUGGACCCAUGAAAUCGAGUGUUCCUACGGUAGGAUCUUCAAGAAAGCAAAAAACGUAAAUGCCAAUGGCAAAGAGAGGGGUGUAAUUGAAACUCAUACCGGGCAUAUUUACGCCACCCUCACCCCCAAUAAACCGCUGUUUGCUCCACCAGACGAGGUAGGAAAACAAGGACCAUUUCUAAGCGAAUUUCAGAGACACCGGGAAAGUUUGGUCAAAAAAUGGGGUAACAAUGGGACAGACAGGAACGGAAACGUGGUCGAAAUAAUGGAAAAUAAGCAAGACGAGACCGAUACUGACAGCAGGAUUUACGGUCAGCAAAAUGGAGCAAGGAAUAUGGUCAGAUACGAUAGUGUAGAAUUUGGGAACACAAUAAGGAACAAUCUAAUAGACGAAUUGAAAACCAAACAGAAACAAAGAAGUGACGACAUCAUAAGUAUUUCUAGUUCAGCAAGACUGAGUGACUAUUCAUACCACAGCGGGUUCAGUGGGAAUCGUCCAAGUAAACCGAAAAAAUUUGAAUAUUCCGUCUAUUAACUAUCUAGAAUUCUAUCUACCUAACCUAACAAAAUGUCAGUAUUACUAAUGUUAUCUACUAUUUAAAAAUUCGCUAGUGCAACUGUUGUGAAAGUACGUAAAUAAAUCCAAAUUAAACACACAAACACUUGGCAAUAAUGGCAACCUGUGUCUAAACAAUUGUUUCAUCGAUAAAUUAGUUACCAUCAUCAAUAGAUGUACAUUGUAUGGAUUUUACGUAUUUGGAUUACUAUUAAUGUUAUUUAUUAAAGUCUAAAAGCAUCAAAGUAAUAUUCUAUUAGUUAUAAAUAACAUAAAGUAGUUGGAAUAUUCCAAAUUAAUUAGAAAUCAAAGUAGGUUUCCGUUCACAAACAAUUAUUUCUAUCUGAAUUUAUUUUGGAAUUAGGCUUAUUACUGAGCGCAUGCUUAGUGUAUGGACACGACUUUAUUUUUAAUGUUAUAAGUAUAUAUUUUACAAAAAUACAAUAUAAAUUCAUUGAAUGUC
Molecule: messenger RNA, 1962 nt
Organism: Agrilus planipennis (emerald ash borer)
Lineage: Eukaryota; Metazoa; Arthropoda; Insecta; Coleoptera; Buprestidae
Exons: 4
Coding region: 321-1478 (385 amino acids)
Biological process (GO): multicellular organism development; proteasome-mediated ubiquitin-dependent protein catabolic process
Cellular component (GO): cytoplasm
Molecular function (GO): ubiquitin protein ligase activity; ubiquitin conjugating enzyme binding
Source: RefSeq, a predicted model, not a curated record